Messenger RNA from Coregonus sp. 'balchen', 10586 nucleotides. The record is from the annotation of a GenBank genome assembly. Lineage: Eukaryota; Metazoa; Chordata; Actinopteri; Salmoniformes; Salmonidae.
GAGAUCAGUGACACUGAGAUCAUGGAGCUGGCCCACAGUGCAUUGGGGCGGAUGACAGUGAUUCGUCAGAUCUUCCCGCUGUGGAGGGACAGCAGCGUGCGCUGCAUGAGGAACAACCACCGCAUCUCCUCCUUACUCUGUGACCCCCAGGAAGGAUACUUACAGUCACUGGAGGUCAGUUCAACAAGGGGCCUUUUUACGCACCUUUACAUCAAGGCCAGUGUUUUUAUAUCCCUAGGGUUGAGCACCUUUCCUGGCUAUGUAACCUGACCAGGGGCCAGAGUCCCGAGUUGUUCCUGAAAAAAUGUCAGUCCCCACAUAUCACGUUCGGAGCCAAAUUGCCCUUGCUCUUUAUUAAUAUCUUCAAGGUCGAUCAUAACAAAUACAUAAGAAACAACAAUUGUGUGUAUCGAAGAAAUGUUAGCGCUAUGCCCAUGUCUACUUUUACUGUUAUCUGAUGCUGCCUCUGGGGGUGAGGUCAGUGACUCCUAUCACAAGUCACGUCAGGGACAGCCCCAGAAUGACAGAGCCCUCUGUCUGUUUAGAGUAUCAUUGAGCAUGUGACCUGGGGGCCCCUGAGGGUCAACAGCACCAAUAGUUGAUCUCCCAUUGACUGAUAGUGGAUGAUGAGAUGUUACACAAGACCGUGCCAUUGACGUGUGCUGGGAUACAGUGACAGGUUUUGGAGGCCUGUAAGACAGAUAAGGAAGGGUUGGUUGAGAGCAUAGAAAUAUAAUCACUAGAAGGGGCUUGACUUGAAUGGGGAUUCCGAUUCUAGAGAUUAUAUUUCUAUGGUUGAGAGGACCAGGAUGCUAGAGAGAUGUUAGACCUGUGAUUCCUAUUGACUCAUUAGUUGUUUUGCUUUCAGUCUCCUGAGUCUCCUAACACUCUAUUCAGACUGAACUUCCCAUUCAUAUCAGUUAUUUUAGUUUACUCAACCAAGCAACCUACACUUUAUUGCUAAGAAUCCAACAAAUAAUAGUCUGAGAUUCUCGCAAACUUGGAGUAAACACUAUGUAAUCACUACCUGCAGUUUAUGACAAGAAUAUGUUUUCGAGUAUAUUACCCAUUAACAGUAACAGUAGAGGAAGCAACACAAGUACUAUAUGAUGACAAAGUUAUCAAAGAUACCCCUUUGAUAUGGCAGCUAGAUAGCAGCUAGACAUUUUCAAUCAAACCACUCAACGAGAUCACAUGGAUGCUGCUCUCUGCCAUCCCUCCCCUCUGUUCCACCUUUAUGUAACCAGAGGUGUCUCUGACUGAAAACCUCCUUGAACCCACCUGAACUCUCGCUAUCCCUAACCGUUAACAGAUGGCCCAAAUCCUCCGGGGGCUCCUCUCAAUAAUUAAUGCAAAAGAGGGUUAAACGCUCUUUGAUGUUAAAUCACCUUCAUGACAAGGAAAAUGCUGGUUCACGGUGCCGGCAAUACCCCAUCAGCAGUCUGUUGCUGAAUUUGCACUUUUAACACUACUGUAUCUAGUUCUCACGCCCUGGAUAGCUGUAAAUUAGCCAUGUAUUAACAAAUUAGCCAUAUGCACUUCUUCACUCUGCCGGUAUACUGGUACACAGCAAAUCACCUCCAUAAUGUAGUGAUUCACUCCACUUCUCUGGGUUGAGCUUGACUGAGAUAGCCGAUCACAGAACUCUCGAUGGAGGCUUCGAAAGGGGUCACUUGUUGAUCUCUGGUUGAACAUGUUGUGAUAGUGAAGUAAUCAGAAGGUUAUCAUCAAAACACAGAAAUCAGGAGAGGACACUGUCGUAUCGGUUGAAUGGUGGCAAUUAUUGCUGUCAACAAAGAGUCCGCUUAUGCUGCACAAUGAUUAGAGGCUUUUAUUAAUAUCACAAGGUUACAGCAUAAGUUACAGACCCGCGGUGUCUGGAGAACGGCGUCCCAGAUUGCCAUGGCCGUUCUGCCUCUAUUUGUCUAGCCCCUUACUUAUAAACAAUGCAAAAAGAUGGGCUCCCUCUUCUGGCCAAUCACCAGUCUCCCCUGUCUACAACACACUUCCUGUCUGUUGUAUGUGGCGUUACACUAAAACAUUCCCUCUUGAUACUAAAAUCAACAUUCUUUCAGUUCCACUUAAAAAACAUUUAACAAAGACAUAAUCCCAAUACACUACAACACACAGCUAACAAAAAGGCGGAGGAGAGGAGAGGAGUGAUAAUGGAGUAAACAUGCAGAGUUGUUGUUGUUGAAUGCUCACACAGAACCGGCGCUCCUAGUGGCAGGGGACUUUAAUGCAGGAAAACUUAAAUCUGUUUUACCUAAUUUCUACCAGCAUAUCACAUGUGCAACCAAAGGAAAAAAAAACUGGAACACCUUUACUCCACACACAGAGACGCGUACAAAGAUCUCCCUCGCCCUCCAUUUGGCAAAUCUGACCAUAAUUAUAUCCUCCUGAUUCCUGCUUAUAAGCAAAAACUCAAGCAGGAAGUACCAGUGACUCGCUCAAUAUGGAAGUGGUCAGAUGACGCAGAUGCUAAGCUACAGGACUGUUUUGCUAGCACAGACUGGAAUAUGUUCCGGGAUUCAUCCGAUGGCAUUGUGAGGAGUAUACGACAUCAGUCACCGGCUUCAUCAAUAAGUGCAUCGACGACGUUGUCCCUAUAGAGACCGUACGUACAUAUCCCAACCAGAAGCCAUGUAGUACAGGCAACAUCCACACUGAGAUAAAGAGCUGCCGCUUUUAAGGAGCUGGACACUAAUCCGGACGCUUAUAAGAAAUCCCGCUAUGCCCUCCGACGAACCAUUAAACAGGCAAAGCGUCAGUACAGGACUAAGACUGAAUCCUACUACACCGGCUCUGACGCUCGUCGGAUGUGGCAGGGCUUGCAAACUAUUACGGACUACAAAGAGAAACCCAGUAGUGAGCUGCCCAGUGAUGUGAGCCUACCAGACGAGCUAAAUGCCUUUUAUGCUCGCUUCGAGGCAAGCAGCACUGAACAAUGCACGAGAGCACCAGCUGUUCCGGACGACUGUGUGAUCACGCUCUCCGAAGCCGAUGUGAGUAAGACCUUUAAACAGGUCAACAUUCAUAAGGCCGCAGGGACAGACAGAUUACCAGGAUGCAUACUCAGAGCAUGCGCUGACCAACUGGCAAGUGUCUUCACUGACAUUUUCAACCUCUCGCUGACCGAGUCUGUAAUACCUACAUGUUUCAAGCAGAUCACCAUAGUCCCUGUGCCCAAGAACGCCAAGGUAACCUGUCUAAAUGACUACUGCCCUGUAGCACUCACGUCGGUAGCCAUGAAGUGCUUUGAAAAGCUGGUCAUUUCUCACAUCAACAUCAUCAUCCCAGAAACCCUAGACCCACUCCAAUUUGCAUACUGCCCCAACAGAUCCAACAGCCCAACCUUAGCCCUGCCUAGACUUACUUUGCCCAGCCUCAGUUAGCCCAGUCCAGCCUUAGUCUCGUAAACCUGACCAUAGGAAAAAGCAGUGACUCAGGUCUGGUGUCAAUGAUGGACUCUUUUGGCACUACGUCACUGCCUACGCCACUACUUUAUGUAACUUUCAAAAUACAGAAAUCAUCCCUGUAUGAAGCAUUUUGCAUCAUUACAUAUCUUGGAAAUUUGAGUGCUGACAAGCAAAACAUUUUGGGACUAUGUCAACAAUGGACUAAUGAAACAAAUACCAAAAUAUAAUUUUUGGGUGAAAAUGUUCCUUUAACUAAAACCACUGCAAAGAUUUUGCCUGCAACCUUUGGUUUUCCUCUUGAUUUGUUGGGAGUUUUUCGUUGUCGACGUAGGCAGUGACGUAGUUCCUCUAUGCCAAAAGAGUCCCUCAUUCAAACCAGACCCCACCGCUUUUGCCUAGGGUUGGGUUUACGAGACUACCCUUUCUUAGUCCAUCCCAGCAUCAGUUAGCCCUGCCUGGACUCAGUUAGCCGAGCCCUGUCUAGUUCAUAGCUGUCCUUGAGGCUUCUAAUCUGGCCACAGACUAGUGCAGACUGCUUUACUGUAUGAAUUACAGCACUCUAGUAGGCCUGCACAUUACGGGCGUGGUCCUGAUUGUGGGUUCACACUCUAAAAUGACAAAAGGCAUAAUAAUUACAACAGAUAUGUGUGUAAGUUAUCACAAUAAUAUCAUGAUGAGGGGUGGAUGCAUGAGGUAGCCUAUAGUAUUAUAAUGCGGAUGCAGCUCAGUAUUGCUUAAUGUUGUUAUUCUAACAUGCUGGAGAAGGGAGACGGCAUGAAUUGUCAGUGCAGGUUAUGACAUUAUCGUAGCCCAGUGUGAAGUCUGCGUCCUUCAUCUCUGAAACAGUUGGACUGCUCCACUGUUUAUUUGUCACUGUGCAUUUUGUUUUUGCUCCAUGGCUCUGGGUUGACUCUGGUACUGGACUCACAUCUGCUCAAGGGGGCUGUCAUGCUGUGUGUCAGUUUGAAAGGGGAGUGUGGUAGAUGGGGGCUUGUGUGUUUAAAUGUUCAUGCAUGUGUGUUUUUGGGUUCCUGAUGUCCCCAGCUGUGUCCUACUCCCAAUUACAGUGCCUCCUAGUCCCAGAUGUCACUAGGAUUAGCACCCAUUCACUCCCCAUUAGAGCCAGACCAACAUAUGUGGCGUUGCUUUGACAGACAACCACAGGGCUAUGUUUAUAAAGCCUUUCUAACCUUUGUUUAUGCAGUAGUUUUCCAAGUCAGCAUGACACACAAACAGACAAUACCCAUGGGAAAUCCUGGUCCUAUUAAACGCAUCAAAACACACCAGUCCUAUCAAACACACCAAAACUCCAUUAUGGUGCAGCUUAAAUUGUAUUGUUGUGCAUCAACAAUGAUCUAAUCACGUUUAACUGGUUUCCAUGGUCUCCAAUCUCUGUUGUGUUUAAUAGAACAUUUUACGAUAUGUUAUCAGUUUCUAGAAUGGACAUUUUCCUGACCAAGAUGGACGAUUUUUAGGCAUAUUAGUAGGAUGCUAAUGCCCGUUCUAGAGUCCUGUAUGUAAUUCUAUGGUGUUUUCUCCCUCCUCCUCCCACUAUGUGCCUGUGACUGUCUGUACUCCAGGUGUCCAACCUGUACCUGUAUGACAGCGUGCUGGCACUGGCCAACGCCUUCCAGAGGAAGUUGGUGGACAGGAAGUGGCACAGCAUGGCCAGUCUGAACUGCAUCAAGAAGUCCACCAAGCCUUGGAAUGGAGGCUGGUCCAUGCUGGAGAACAUCCAAAUGGUAAAAUUGAGUUCAGAACAUGAACAAGAACCUUUUUCUAACCUUAUACUGUAUGAAUUGUUUGCCUGAUUUCCCUAGUCAUUACAGUGAAACAGAGAUAUUUUGAUGUUUUUUUUAUUGUGAUUGUGAUCGUGAUUGACUGACUUUCAUCUGUGAUGAGUGAUUUCGAAGGAGUCAGGCGCAGGAGGGUAAAUCACAGAAUAACAGGAUUUAUUCCGAAACACAGAGUUACGCAGUAAUGCGUCAAAACACAACAAGGCACACAGGGAAUAUUCCCGGCAAUACAAAAUACAAGGAGCUCCAACGAGCUUCUCUAUCCACCACAAUAAACAAUCACACACAAACACAAGGGGGCAGAGGGAACACUUAUACAGGCACUGAUGAGGGGAUAUGAACCAGGUGUGUGUAAUAAAAAAGACAAAACAAAUGGAAUGAUGAGAUGAGGCGCGGCAGUGGCUAGAAGGCCGGUGACGACGAACGCCGAAGCCUGCCCGAACAAGGAGAGGAGGUAGCUUCGGAGGAAGUCAUGACAGUACCCCCCACUUGACGAGCAGCACGCCGGCCACUAGGAGCGCCGGCCAGGAGGACACAGAGCAGGGCAAGCCGGAUGACGAUGGUGGAAAUCCCGCAAUAGGGAGGGAUCGAGGAUAUCCCUCACCGGAACCCAGCACCGCUCCUCCGGACCGUACCCCUCCCACUCCACGAGGUACUGAAGGCCCCCCACCCGACGCCUCGAAUCCAGGAUGGAACGGAUGGAGUACGCAGGGGCCCCUCGAUGUCCAGAGGGGGCGGAGGAACCUCCCGCACCUCAGACUCCUGGAGCGGACCAGCCACCACCGGCCUGAGGAGAGACACAUGGAAAGAACGAGGGGUUAAUAUGGUAAUCUGGAGGGAGUAAUAACCUAUAUGUAACCUUGUUUAUCCUCCUCAGGACUUUGAACGGACGCACAAACCGCAGGCUCAGCUUCCGGCAGGGCAGGCGGAAGGGCAGAUUCCGGUCAGCGUUUGGCCUUCUGGCGACGCACGGCGUGCUGGAGGUGAACAUGAGCAGCGUUUCACGUCUCCUCCGCGCGCCGAAACCAGUCAUCCACCGCAGGAGCUUUGGUCUGGCUCUGAUGCCACGGUGCCAGAACAGGCUGAUAACCUAAAACACAUUGAAAUUGCGAUAGGUUAGUAGAGGAGUGGCAGAGAACGUUCUGGGCAUAUUCUGCCCAUGGCAAGAACACCGACCACUCCCCCGGCCGGUCCUGGCAGUAGGACCGUAGGAACCUACCCACAUCCUGAUUCACCCGUUCCACCUGCCCAUUACUCUUGGGGUGAAACCCAGAGGUCAGGCUGACCGAGACCCCAGACAUUCCAUGAACGUCUUUCAGACCCUGGAUGUAAACUGGGGACCCCGGAGAGAGGGGAAGAUCAGUGAGAAAGUCAAUACACAGGUGGGACCAUGGCCAUUGUGGAACUGAUAAGGGCUGUAACUUACCCGCUGGGAGGGGCCUAGGUGCCUUACUCUGGGCACACACCGAGCAGGAGGAGACAUACACCCUCAAGUCCUUAGCCAAGGUAGGCCACUAGUACUUUCCGGUCAGGCAGCGCACUGUACGGCCGAAACCUGGGUGACCAGAGGAGGGGGACGUGUGUGCCCAAUAGAUCAGACGGUCACAGACAAGAGAUGGCACGUACUGCAUCCCAGCUGGGCACUGAGGUGGAGAAGGCUCUGUGCGUAACGCCCACUCUAUGUCCGCGUCCACCGCCCACACUACCGGCGCCACAAUGCAGGAGGCCGGGACUAUCGUAGGUCUGCUCCGCCGGGCUGAGCUUCUUGGAGAAGAAGGCACAGGGGCGGAGCUUGGGUGGCGUGCCGAGCGUUGAGAUAGGACAGCGCCUAGCCCUACCUCGGACGCAUCCACCUCCACUACGAAUGGUAGUGAUGGAUCUGGAUGGGCCAGUACCGGGGCUGAGGUCAGCCUCAGCAGACCAGCGGAGCCGGGAUGGCCCACCCUUCAACAUGUGAUGGGAGCUGCGACCUUGCCAAAACCCCGGAUAAACCUCUGAUAGUAGUUGGCAAAGCCAAUAAAGCGCUGCACCUCCUUUACCGUGGUUGGAGUCGGCCAAUUACGCAUGGCUGAAAUGCAAUCUCCCUCCAUCUCCACACCUGAGGUGGUAAUGCGGUAUCCGAGGAAGGAGACGGACUGCUGGAAAAACAGACACAUUUCUGCCUUGGCAUAAAGGUCAUGUUCCAACAGUCGGCCCAGCACUUUGCGAACCAGGGACACAUGUUUGGCGUGCGUAGCAGAAUACACCAGAAUGUCAUUGAUGUAGACCACUACACCACGACCAAGCAUUUCCCGAAACACCUCGUUCACAAAGGACUGGAAGACGGAUGGAGCAUUCAUCAAACCGUACGGCAUCACCAGGUAUUUGUAAUGCCCCGUGGUUGUAUGAAAAAAAAAUUAUGCACUCACUAACUGUAAGUUGAUCUGGAUAAGAGCAUCUGCUAAAUGACUAAAAAUUUAAAAAAUGUUGUGCUAAACGCUGUCUUCCACUCGUCCCUCUCUCGGACACGCACCAGGUUGUACGCACUACGGAGAUCUAAUUUUGUGAAGAAGCGCGCCCCAUGCAUUGACUCGAUUACAGAUGGAAUGAGGGGUAGAGGAUAACUAUAACUAUAUACCUUGUUCAGUGCUCGGUAAUCAAAGCAAGGGCACAAACCUCCAUCUUUCUUCUUCACAAAAAAGAAACUCGAGGAGGCGGGCGAAGUGGAGGGACGUAUGAACCCCUGUCUCCAUCGCAUCCGUUUCAGCCUGCAACAGGGGAUACACAUGACUCCUGGGAGGCACAGCGUCUACCUGGAGGUUUAUCGCACAAUCCCCCGCCCGAUGAGGUGGUAAUUUGGUCGGCUGCGUUUUGGAAAACGAGUGCGCCAAAUCGAGGUAUUCGGGAGGAAUGCGCACGGUGGAGGUAGUGUCUGGUCUGAAAAUGUGGGGUUGUGUAGUGCUAACCAGGGAAGACCCAACACAACAGGGAAAUCAGGAGACUCAAUAAUAAAAAAGGUGACUUGCUUUCUAUGGGUCUUGUGCGUAACCAUAGUGACCGGUGCUGUAACUUCCCUAAUGAACCCGGACCCUAAUGGUUGACUGUCAAGUGCUCUGAUGGGGAGUUGAAUGGAUAGGGGAACCAAUGUAAUACCUAGAAUAUGCGCUAAUAACCUGUCCAUAAAGUUCCCAGCUGCACCUGAAUUGACCAGCGCCUUACACUGGAGAACUACUGUGUAAUCAGGGAAGUGGAUGUGUAGGGUACAGUGCGCAGCAGAGGGCUCUGAACGAGUGUUCAAUACCUGGGGUGACGCGAGAGUGCCCUGCCUGCCGCCUCCAGACCCAAAAGAACGUUGACGACAGCGUGCAGUAGAAUGUCCUCUCGUGCCACGAGAGUGACACUGGCGCUGUCGUCCUCCUCUCUCCCGGAUCACCGCAUCACCCAGCUCCAUCAUCUCGUGAUCCGGGUUGGGGGGGGGGGGGGGUGGGUGAAACGGGGAGGCCCCUUCCAGGACGUCCUCUAGAAGCCAGCAGGUUGUCCAACAGGUUGGCCAUGUCCACCAGUUGAUUGAAGGACAACGUGGUGUCCCGUGAGGCUAGCUCCCUUCGGACGUCCUCUCGCAGGUGGCUCAGGAAAUGGUCGAUGAGGGCCCGCUCGUUCCACCCGGACCCAGCCGCUAGAGUACGAAACUCCAGGGCAAAGUCCUGCGCGGUCCUCGUCCCCUGCCUCAAGUGGAACAGCCGCUCGCCCGCCUCUCUACCUUCGGGCGGGUGAUCGAAUACGGCCCGGAAGAGGCGAGCGAACUCUCCGUAGUUGUCCAACGCGGCUCCUCCUUCACUCCAGACCGCUUUGGCCCACUCCAGGGCUUUCCCCGAGAGGCAGGAGACGAGGGCUCCAAUGGAGCCGGGCUGAUGGUCGAGAAGUAUAGAUCCAGUUGCAGGAGGAAUCCCUGGCAGCGGGCAGCUGUCCCAUCAAAAUCCCUUGGUCGUGAUAUAUGAAUCCCUCUGGGUGCUGGGGAGUGGGUGGCUGGAUCUGAUCACUCAGCUGGUCCCGAAAGAUCGGGUCCUCUCCUCUCCAGGCGUUGGACGACCUGGAGAACCCGAUCCAUCGCUUCUCCCAAGCUGGCUAGUAUUGUAGAAUGCUCCCGGACCUGCGCCACAACUCCAGGCAAGUGCUCCUCUCCUGCUGACUCCAUGUCUUGGUGUGUGAUUCUGUGAUGAGUGAUUUCGAAGUCAGGCACAGGAGGGUAAAUCACAGAAUAACAGGAGUUACGCAGUAAUGCGUCAAAAUGCUUCAGUGCGCAAAAUAGGCGCACUGGAAACAACAAGGCACACCGGGAAUAUUCCCAGCAAUACAAAAUACAAGGAGCUCCACCGAGCUUCUCUAUCCUCCACAAUAAAUAAUUACACACAAAGACAAGGGGGCAGAGGAAACACUUAUACAGGUACUGAUGAGGGGAUAUGAACCAGGUGUGUGUAAUGAACAAGACAAAACAAAUGGAAUGAUGAGAUGAGGAGCGGCAGUGGCUAGAAGGCCGGUGACGAUGAACGCCGAAGCCUUCCCGAACAAGGAGAGGAGGCAGCUUCGGAGGAAGUCCUGACAUCAUCAUGCUGAAUACUUGAAAUGUUGUUCAAGGAACAUAGGUUGUGAAUCCACUGUUUUUCAAAACCAGAAGGGCACAAGGCCGUGAAUAAAGUCGGAAGCAGAAAAUAAUAAAAUGGUCCUUGAAUCUAAUUCCCUCUACUUGCAUUACAACUGGAGAUGCACAGCUGUGGGAGAUGAAGAUGGUUGCCACCCCCUUGACUUCCAUGUCAUUUCUGCUAUUGCCAUUCUCUGGACUCAAUAUCUUCAGCACUAAAAGGUGCUACGUACUAGAUUUCCUCUGCAGAGACUAUUAUGUCUUUAGAGCAGUAUUGGUGUGUGUGUGUGUGUGAGUGUGUGUGUGUGUGUGCGCAUCUUUGUCUCAGAGAUCUCGGCCUGUCCCUAGCACAGUGUCACUGGUUCAAACGUACAAACUGAUUCAACCAAAAUAUUAAACUGGCUUUGGGAGCGCAUCAAUUUCAUUAUGGACUUGAUACUAAAGGGCUUGGCACUGGACAGGUGGUCUUGUUGUGACACUGUGAGAGCUCACACUUGAAAUUCAUCCUAUAUUCUCUCUCUCUUUCUAUCUCCCUCCCUCUCUCUCCCAUCACAGGGACAUAUCACAGGCCUCACAGGAACUAUGGAUUUCAAAGCGAACGGAUCCAAUUCUCACGUCCAGUUUGAAAUACUGGGCACCAGCUUCAGCGAGACGUUUGGAAAAGACGUGAAAAGGGUGAGUAUGAUGAUUCUGCUGCUGGUGGUCACUCCUCCUUUGUCUCAAGAUGGCUGUAAAGCUGAUAGAUGUUUUUGA